Rotaria socialis is the source of this 330-nucleotide messenger RNA. Lineage: Eukaryota; Metazoa; Rotifera; Eurotatoria; Philodinida; Philodinidae. The record is from the annotation of a GenBank genome assembly.
AUGAGCGGAAGAAAAUUACCUGCUGCAAUGCCAUCAAGGCGUCGCAUGGCUCAAAAUUAUCUGGUCAUUUGGGUCGAUGGCAACAUCGACGAAAACAAUGACGAUUACGGAAGCACACUGGCACAACUACGCACAGUGGUCAGUGAUGUGAACGUGUGCACGACACCAGAGCAGUGUGUCGAAUUUCUCGAUGAGAUUGAUGAUGGCAAAGCCUUCAUAAUUUCAUCGGGACCAUUAGGACAAAUCCUUGUAAAUGACAUUCACGGCAUACCAAAAGUGGAUGCCAUUUACAUUUUGUCACCUCAAUCAAAUCAAUAUGCGAAUCAUUGA